AUGCACUCUUCCUCUGUUCUCCUCGGGACUGGUGAUGAGGUGCCUGUGGUGAUGGCCCUGGAAGAGGGUGAAGUGGAUCCGGGCUCUGGACCUGAGGAUGACGGGUGCCUGCGGCCUGCGGUGGAGCCGGCUUCGUCUUCUGCUGGAUCGUCAGGCGCUACAUUCCGGAGGAUCUGCGGCCACUGGGCUGACCACCCGGGGACGGCCAGACCGGUGCCUCAGUACUACAAGUAUCUUCUGACUUUCCGUUUCGCCAUUGAGGAAAUUAACCAAGAUCAGACAAUUUUGCCUAAUAUCUCUCUGGGAUAUCACGUAUUUGACUCAUGUUCCAACAGUAAGAAAGCUGUGAAAAGUGUCCUACAGAUUCUAUCAGGACCAGGAGUCACCGCCCCCAAUUAUUCCUGUAGAGAAAAGAGGAACGUGGCUGGUUUUAUUGGAGAUCAGGGUUCAUCAACUACAGUGCCCAUGGCUCAGCUACUGGCAUUAUACCAAUACUCACAAAUCAGCUAUGGUGCAACAAGUACUGUUCUAAGUGAUCGAAACUACUAUCCAACUUUUUAUCGAACUAGUCAAAGUGCCCAGAUCUGUUAUUUGGUGUUAUCUAAGAUGAUCAAGUUCUUUGGAUGGACAUGGAUUGGGAUUGUAUCUUCAGAUGAUGACAGUGGUAAUGAGGAGAUUCAGAUUCUGACACGAUAUCUGACCAUCCAUGAAAUCUGUGUGGCCUACACCAUCAAAGUGAAAUCUGAGAGCUUAAGUAUUAUAGAUGAUGUUGAAAGAAAAACCAUGGAGAUUAUCAGAAAGUCCUCAGCCGAAGUUAUAAUGCUCUGUGGGACGUAUUCUCAAUCUUUUGCAGAUUGGUUAAAUGCAAUGCGAGGUGUUUUCCAUGAUAAGACUUUUGUGUUUGGUCCUACAUUUAAUUCAGUCAUGAGUCUUGUGGAGCAUCACAGAGAAGCAUUUAAUGGCAGUCUGACUCUUGAAUCUUCUAGAAUGCGUAUACCAGAUAUGAGAAGCUACUAUGAAAGUUUCCAGACCAUAAAUCAUCCAGAAGACAUGUUACUGGCUCACAUCUGGUUGGUAAACCUGCACUGCUUAUCAAGAGAUCCUCAAAAAAAUGAAAUCUAUCAGAAGACAUACAAGAUAUCUCUACAUAACUGUACCGGGACAGAACGGGUCACAGAGUUUUAUAACUUUCAUGGCGAAGGACUUACUGAGCAAGUGUACAAAGCUGUUCAUUUAAUGGCUCGGGCUCUACAUGAUCUAUACAUGUCCAAGACUAGACAAUCUGCUGAGAAGAUGAGCUUUCUCCAUAGACACAGGCACCAGCUUCACCGAUUCCUGGAAAACCAGAAGGAUAUUGCUGGAAAUCACCUCUUCUAUAAAAAUGGAGAUUUCAUCACUCAAUAUUACAUAGUGAAUUGGGUCAUUUUACAGAAUGAAUCUCUUGCCUUAAAUUAUAUUGGAUCCACAAAAACAGUACAAAAUCUUCCUAUAUUUAAUAUUAAAGUUGAGGGGAUCAUAUGGAAGAACAGCAUCAACAAGAUCCCUAGAUCUCAGUGUUCAGAGAACUGUUUACCAGGAACCCGGAAAGUCUCAAAGUCCAGAAUCUAUUCCUGCUGCUAUGAUUGUGUCCAGUGCUCCUCAGGAGAAAUCUCUAACUCCACCGACAGUGAAAAAUGCAUGAAAUGUUCUGACCUUGAUUGGCCCAAUGAGAAGAAGGAUCGUUGUGUUCCAAAGCUGCUGGAAUUCCUCUCCUACACAGAUGAUACAAUCGUCCUGGUUAUUUCUCUGGUUUCUACUAUACUUUCUUUCCUUACAUUCAUGAUUCUUAUUACUUUUAUUUUGCACCAAGACACGGCCAUUGUGAAGGCCAAUAACAGAAACCUGAGCUUCCUUCUCCUGGUCUCCAUCAUGCUGAGCUUCCUCUGUGUCUACUUGUUCCUCGGACAUCCAGUGGAUCUCACUUGCAUGCUACGUCAGGUCUCAUUUGGAAUCCUCUUCUCAGUAGCUGUUUCUUGUGUCUUGGCCAAAACCAUCAUGGUUUGCAUUGCUUUCAUAGCCACCAAGCCCGGCAGCUCCUGGAAACGCUGGAUUGGAAGCAAGUGGUCUAAUUCUCUGGUGGUGUUCUGCUCGUCCAUCCAAGUAAUAAUCUGUAUGGUUUGGUUGACUCUAGCACCUCCCUUCUCAGAGCUGGACACUAAGUCCAGUCAGGGAAAGAACAUUGUGCAGUGUAAUGAAGGCUCCGUUAUUGGGUUCUACUCAGUCCUGGGUUUUAUGGGGGUCUUGGCAGUUAUUAGUUUUAUUAUGGCUUUUUUAGCUCGGACAUUACCGGACAGUUUUAAUGAGGCCAAGUACAUCACCUUCAGCAUGCUGGUGUUCUGCAGUGUCUGGAUUGCCAUGAUCCCAGCUUAUCUCAGCACCAGAGGUAAAUACGUGGUGGCUGUGGAGAUAUUCGCCAUACUGACCUCAAGUGCUGGAGUCUUAGGGUGUAUAUUCUUCCCAAAAUGCUACAUUAUCCUGUGGAGACCUGAACUCAAUGCAAGAUCACAAUUACUGGAGGGAAGACGCAGAUGA
This is a messenger RNA of Bufo gargarizans (Asiatic toad), 2571 nucleotides long. RefSeq names its product vomeronasal type-2 receptor 26-like. The transcript is spliced from 6 exons. Gene Ontology annotation, biological process: G protein-coupled receptor signaling pathway. Gene Ontology annotation, molecular function: G protein-coupled receptor activity. The record is from RefSeq and is a predicted model, not a curated record. Gene Ontology annotation, cellular component: membrane. Lineage: Eukaryota; Metazoa; Chordata; Amphibia; Anura; Bufonidae. The coding region runs from base 1 to 2571 and encodes 856 amino acids.